UCCUCAUUGAUAUAGGCGAACUAAUUGAUAAGACUUUAAAAUGUCUCUCUAUCACUCUCUUAGCCUUUUCCUCCUUUUCUCUCUCUGCCAUGGCUCUUACAGUCUCCAACCACGUCGAGUUCCUCAUCUAGACGGGCUUCUCCCAAAUGGAAACUUCGAGCAAACCCCUCUCAAAUCAAACAUGAAGGGUCGACAAAUAAUCGGCGCUAACUCUCUUCCUCACUGGCAAAUCGGCGGCCACAUGGAGUUAGUCUCCGGUGGGCCUCAGCCCGGAGGAUUCUAUUUUCCGGUCCCACGUGGAGUCCACGCGAUUAGAAUAGGAAGCUUGGGGACUAUCUCUCAGGACGUGAGAGUGAAGAGUGGUUUGGUCUACUCUCUCACGUUCGGAGCCACGAGGACUUGCCCUCAGGAUGAGAACAUCAAAGUCUCAGUGCCUGGUCAGGCCAAUGAGCUUCCGAUCCAGACCGUCUUUAGCUCCGACGGUGGAGACACUUACGCUUGGGCUUUCAAGGCAAUGUCCGAUGUGGUUAAGGUCACUUUCCAUAACCCUGGUGUUCAAGAGGAUCGCACGUGUGGACCUCUCUUAGAUGUUGUCGCUAUCAAGGAGAUUCUUCCUCUCCGGUAUACCAGAGGAAACUUGGUGAAAAACGGAGGAUUCGAGAUUGGUCCACACGUUUUCGCUAAUUUCUCAACCGGAAUCUUGAUUCCGGCAAGAAUCCAAGACUUUAUCUCUCCUCUUCCGGGAUGGAUCGUCGAAUCCCUUAAGCCAGUGAAGUACAUCGAUAGACGUCAUUUCAAGGUUCCUUAUGGACAAGGCGCCGUAGAACUAGUCGCCGGAAGAGAAAGUGCAAUCGCUCAGAUCAUCCGAACCAUCGCUGGUAACGCCUACAUUCUCUCGUUCGCGGUCGGCGAUGCGCAAAACGGUUGCCACGGGUCUAUGAUGGUGGAAGCGUUCGCAGGAAGAGAGCCAUUUAAGCUUCCUUAUAUGUCAGAAGGUAAAGGAGCGUUCAAAACAGGACAUUUUAGGUUUGUUGCUGAUUCAAAUCGAACGAGGCUAACAUUUUAUAGUGCAUUUUAUCAUACUAAGCUUCAUGAUUUCGGCCAUCUUUGUGGGCCUGUUCUUGAUAGCGUCGUUGUUACCCCGGCCCGUUAACAAAUUAUGGCUCUUAAUUUUUAUCAGACUGAAUGUUUAUUCUUACAAUAAGAAGAAACACGAUUUGUAAGGAAUUGGUGGUUGCACUA
Molecule: messenger RNA, 1242 nt
Organism: Arabidopsis lyrata subsp. lyrata
Lineage: Eukaryota; Viridiplantae; Streptophyta; Magnoliopsida; Brassicales; Brassicaceae
Exons: 3
Coding region: 41-1153 (370 amino acids)
Source: RefSeq, a predicted model, not a curated record